This is a messenger RNA of Penicillium verhagenii, 7146 nucleotides long. RefSeq names its product polyketide synthase. The transcript is spliced from 2 exons. Gene Ontology annotation, molecular function: acyltransferase activity. The coding region runs from base 1 to 7146 and encodes 2381 amino acids. NCBI's taxonomy places the organism in Eukaryota, Fungi, Ascomycota, Eurotiomycetes, Eurotiales, Aspergillaceae. The record is from RefSeq and is a predicted model, not a curated record.
AUGGUCGACUUUCGAGAUCUUGCCAGCCGCCAGCAACCAGGACCCAUUGUGUUCUUGUUCGGUCCUCUCGCGUUGUCUUUCAACAACGACUCAUUUGCUCAACUGCGGAAGACUAUCCUCGACUCCGAGGAGCAUGGAUGGGCCCUCGAUACCAUUGUCAGUCUACCAUUGUAUUGGAAGACAAUCGUCGCAGCCAUUCCUGGACUUGAGGCUGGGACUCAGCUGAACAAGUUAGAGGAUUUGAAGGAAGCCUUCUCCAUUGGCCAGUCUCUCAACACUGAAUUUCCACUGCCGAAUGCUCUUUUGAUUCCUUUGGUUGUUAUUAUUCAUCUCACGCAGUAUACAUCCUUCAUCAAGCACACCAAUACUGAAUUGGAUCAGAGUAUUGAUCUCUUUGCAUUGUCAAAAAGCGGCCAAGAAACACUGGGUCUCUGCACUGGACUUCUGAGUUCCCUGGUCGUCUCAUCUGCCGGCAACAAGGCAAAAUUCCUGCAUUAUUCUGCUGUUGCGGUCCGUCUGGGUCUGCUUAUUGGCAUGAUUGUGGAUGCGCAAGAUGCAGCCUCGGGACAGGGUCCAUCCAAAUCGCUGACUGCAGCCUGGAACUCUGCCGCAAAGGCCGACCAGAUGCAACGUAUCCUAAAAAACUUUUCAGAUACAUAUGUCUCUGUCAACUAUGACGAGGAUCGUGCUACUAUCACCACAUUGGCAUCUCACAUCUCUGAGAUGCAGCUGCGCCUACGAGCUUGUGGCGUCAUUACAGCCGAGGUUAGCCUGCAUGGACGAUUCCAUGCUGACUGCCACCACGAUCAACUUCCCGAGAUAUUGAGCUUUUGCGACUCCCACCCAGACUUCCAGUUCCCAGAUGCUUCCGAAUUGAUCAUUCCCACUUGGUCCAAUGCAGGGGGUGAGCAUAUCACAAAGGGUCGACUGCACCACCAUGCCAUACGCUCUAUCUUAGUGGAGCCACCCAAGUGGUUCGAUACAUUUACUGCAGUCUGCGAACAUACCCUGGAUAAAAAAUAUGGGAAAGUGAUAUCCUUCGGCCCGGAACGCUCAGUCCCAUCGUCCAUCUUGCGUGGAAUUGGUCACCAAGUCCUUCAAUUUACGGAUCUUGAAAAACCACAUAAAAAGCAACGCGCUAUGACCUCCACAGAUAUUGCUGUUAUCGGUAUGUCAUGCAAGGUCGCUGGGGCCGACAACCUGGAAGAAUUCUGGGACCUUCUUUGCACGGGAAAGUCGCAGCAUAAAGAGGUUCCUAAGGAACGGUUCAGUUUCCUGACACCGUUCCGGGAUGUAGAUCCCAAGCGAAAAUGGUUUGGUAAUUUUAUCAACGGCCACGACGAGUUUGAUCACAAGUUCUUCAAGAAAAGCCCGAGAGAGAGUGCAACUAUGGAUCCUCAGCAACGUCACUUUUUGCAGAUUGCCUACCAAGCAGUCGAACAGUCGGGAUACUUCCACAAUGCUAGCUCCAAUAAGCACAUCGGGUGCUAUGUCGGUGUCUGCGCCUGCGAUUAUGAAAGUAAUAUCGCCUGCCACGCACCAAACGCAUUCUCUGCUACCGGCAAUCUUCAGGGUUUUAUUGCAGGCAAAGUUAGUCAUUUCUUUGGCUGGACUGGGCCGGGGCUGACAAUUGAUACCGCUUGUUCUUCCUCUGCUGUCGCUGUUCAUUCAGCAUGCAAAGCUAUUCUCAGUGGAGAAUGCACCGCUGCACUGGCUGGUGGCACUCACGUUAUGACAAACCCACUAUGGUUCCAGAAUCUGUCUGGGGCUUCAUUCUUGAGCACUACUGGUCAGUGUAAGCCCUUUGACGCGAAGGCGGAUGGGUACUGCCGAGGCGAAGGUAUUGCGUCUGUUUUCCUGAAGAAGCUAUCUUCUGCUAUCGAUGACGGCGAUCAGAUUUUGGGUGUCAUUGCCGCUUCUGCAGUUCAACAAAACCAGAACUGUACCCCGAUAUUCGUCCCGAACGUGCCCUCUCUGUCUGAUUUGUUCCACACGGUGACCAAGCAAGCCGGUCUUCAGCCAGAAGAUAUUUCAGUUGUCGAGGCUCAUGGUACUGGAACAGCUGUCGGUGAUCCUGCCGAGUAUGGAAGUAUUCGAUCUGUCCUGGGCGGAUCCGUUCGCACGAAGCCCUUGACUCUUAGCUCGGUCAAGGGUUUGAUCGGUCACACCGAGUGCACCUCGGGAAUUGUGUCAAUAAUUAAAAUCCUUCUGAUGAUUCAGAACGGGAUGAUUCCGCCGCAUGCUAGCUUCAGCUCUAUUAAUCCUGCGAUCGGCGCCACCCCUGCGGAUAGGAUCAGCAUUCCAACCAGCCUUCAGGCUUGGAACACCGACUUCCGAGCUGCGUUAAUCAACAACUACGGUGCAUCUGGGUCCAAUGCAUCAUUGGUUAUCACUCAACCACCAACCACUUUGGUUAGAGCUAAUAUCAAAACGCCAUCGCAGUGCCAGUCAGCCAUCGCAUAUCCAUUCCGGUUCUCUGGGUUGGAUGACUUGAGCCUGCGGCAUUACUCUGUGGCUUUUCGGAAGUUUAUUGCCCGCCAACAUGCGUCGAUUAAAGAUUUAUCCCUUUCAAAUAUCGCUUUCAAUCUAAACCACCAGAGUAAUCCUCAGCUGGAGCGCACUCUGAUAUUCGGCGCUCACUCUUUGGAAGAUUUGCAGGAGAAGCUUGUCGCAUACGAAAAUGGUGGCCCGAGCUUGGCAUCAAUGCCCUCUCCAAAAGCAAGGCCAAUUAUUCUGUGCUUUGGUGGCCAGGUUUCCACUUUCGUUGGGCUUGAUCGGCUAGUAUAUGAGCGAGUGGCCGUGCUGCGGAAGCACUUGAAUACUGUUGAUGCCGUGGCUCAGUCUCUCGGUGUUGGCAGCAUCUAUCCAAAUAUAUUUACGCGGACAUCCAUAACUGAUACAGUCCAACUGCAGAUUGCUCUAUUCUCCAUGCAAUAUGCCUGUGCACGUAGCUGGAUUGAUUCUGGCGUCGAGCCUGUCGCACUGGUUGGUCACAGUUUUGGAGAGCUUACUGCUCUUUGCAUAUCGCAGAUUCUAUCCCUUCGAGAUACCAUCAAGAUGAUUAUUGCACGAGCAACUCUGAUCCGCGAUGCUUGGGGUAGCGACAAGGGUGCAAUGAUGGCAGUGGAAGGUGAUCUAGCUGACAUUGAAUAUCUGCUCAGUGAAUCCAAUAAGGCCUGCGCUGGCGUCGAGCCAGCCAGCAUUGCAUGCUAUAAUGGGCCCAAAAGCUUCACUCUCGCGGGCCCUACUGCUGCUAUUGAUGGCAUUGAGGAGAAGUUAUCGAACUCUGCCUUCGCGAAAAUUAAAUACAAGCGAUUGAAGGUGUCGAAUGCUUUCCACUCCGUCUUACUUGAUCCUCUUCUCAAGCGCCUUGAGCAAAGCUCCCAAGGUCUCACAUUUAAAGAGCCUGUCAUUCAAAUGGAGAGAGCGACGGAGAUCCACAGUGAAGACAAGCUUAGCGCAAAAUUUGUUCCAGACCACAUACGCUCACCAGUGUAUUUUAACCACGCCCUACAGAGGUUAGCCAAAAAGUACCCAGAAUGUGUCGCUCUGGAGGCUGGGUCAAACUCUACUAUCACCAACAUGGCAAGCCGAGCUCUUGGUAACCCCAGCGGCUCGCACUUCCAAGCAAUCAACAUCACUAGCGACAAUGCCUGGAACAACCUGACCGCUGCCACUGUGAGUUUGUGGAAAGCCGGUGUCACCGCGAAAUUUUGGGCGCAUCAAUCUGCCCAGACAAAAGAGCACUCCCCGCUCCUACUUCCUCCGUAUCAAUUUGAGGGUGCGCGCCAUUGGACUGAGUUGAAGGCACCGCCAAAAAUGACAGAGGCACCAAUAUUGCAAAAGUCAGAGGCAGAUGUCAAUAAGCUUCCCGACACUCUUCUGAGUUUUGUUGGGUACCAGGACAAUGGCAAGCGCCUCGCAAAAUUCCGGAUCAACACCAUGAUUCCAAAAUACGAGAAGCUUAUUGAAGGCCAUGUCAUUGCUGAAACGGCACCUAUCUGCCCCGCGACAAUUCAGCUUGAGCUAGCUAUUGAUGCAGUUCAAUUAAUCAGGCCUGAUUUGGCUGAUACUCUGAUGGAGCCUCAGAUCCAAGCAGUGGUGAACCAGUCUCCUGUUUGCAUCAAUCCAGCGCGCGCUGUAUGGAUCGGGACAACCGCAUGCGAGAGCUCUAACACCCCCUCUUGGGACUUCCAUGUCUUCAGUGAUGAUUUGGAGCGUGCCGGUGUCUCAAAGACAGUUCAUACCACUGGUAAAGUUAUCUUUCGGUCGGUCGAAGACCCAGCUUUUAAGCUGGAGUUCGCACGGUUCGAACGUCAUUUCACCCACCAACGCUGUGCCGACAUGUUACAGAGUGGUGGUGUCGACGAAAUCCUCCGCAGUCACAAUAUGUACAAAAUAUUCUCCGGGAUUGUUGACUAUGGAGAGGAGUACCGUGGAGUCCAAAAACUUGUCAGUAAAGGAACACAUUCGGCUGGACAUGUGGUCAAGAAGUAUAAUCCAGAAACAUGGCUCGAUGGUCACUUGGCCGAUAGCUUCUGCCAGGUUGGCGGAGUAUAUGUCAACUGCAUGACCAACCAGUCACCUGCCGACAUGUUCAUCGCAAAUGGUAUCGAGCAAUGGAUUCGAUCGCCCAAAAUUCGGCAGAACGAUCCCAGGCCAGAGUCUUAUGACGUACUGGCCACACAUCAUAGUCCCUCCAACCAGUCCUUCCUAACAGAUGUAUUUGUUUUCGACUCUGAUACCGGUGCUUUGGUCGAGGUCAUUCUGGGGAUCAGCUAUGUCAGAGUAUCCAGGGCCUCAAUGAGCAAGCUUCUUACUCGUCUCACUGCCCGGGAUGGCCAAUCAGCUCCUGCUAGCAUCAAAGUCUCGGUAGAGCGACCUACCAUAGAUCUCUUUGCAGUUCAUCCAACGGUCGCAGUUGCUCCUCCGUCUAACAUUCAAGUACAUACGCCAAAGUCGCUCGAAUCAAACGAGUCGGAAGUGUUACCUCCGAAGGUGAAUGUUGUACCUAAAAUCAAAGAGAUUUUGGCAGAUCUUUCUGGUUUGGAAUUGCACGAAAUCAAGGAUGAGAGCGAGCUUGCUGAGCUGGGGAUUGACUCGCUUAUGGGGAUGGAGAUGGCACAUGAGAUCGAAGCUGCGUUCAAGAUCGAAUUACCCGAAAGCGAACUCAUGAAAAUCGUCGACAUGCCGUCUUUGAUCAGGUGUGUUGAAUCAUUUGUAUCUGGUGAGGCGAGUAGCGAAGUUUCUGAGCAGGUGGUUGAUGAAAGCGAUGAGAAAUCGUCACUUAACGACCCUUAUCCGAGUACACCCACUACUCCGAGUACACCGGUGGAUUUUGUAGAUUUUGACAAACCACUUGAUCAUCUCAACUUGGCUCCAGGCUUAGGUCUUCCAUUCGCGAGUGUUAUGGAAGCGUUCAACGAGACUAAAAGCCUGACUGACAAGAAGAUCGCCGAUCAUCAUCAAACUAACUAUGUCGACACAGUUCUUCCCGCGCAAAUAGAGAUGUGUGUGGCGCUUGCUCUUGAGGCGUUCGAGCAGCUUGGCGUUAAAUUCUGCACUGCUGAACCUGGCCAGAAAUUUCCGCGCAUUCCACAUCCGAAGGAACACACUCGUUUAGUUAGCUACCUCUACCAUAUGUUAGAGGAUGCUGCGGGUCUAAUCAACGUCGACCGCGACAUUAUCACUCGCACAGCGGUGCCAGCCCCAACGAAGUCCAGCCAAGAGUUACUGGAGGGUCUGCUUACUCGUUUCCCAGACCAGAGCACUGCGGAUAAGCUCACCUUCUAUACUGGAUCCCAUCUUGCAGAGGUCCUGCGCGGCGAAACAGAUGGCAUCAAGCUGAUUUUCGGAACCGCUGAAGGCCGGGAGUUGGUAUCCGGUCUAUAUGCAGAAUGGCCCAUCAAUCGUCUGAUGUACAAGCAGAUGGAGGACUUCCUCGGUCGACUAGUCUCCAAAAUCGACGUGAAUAGUGGCCCGAUCAAGAUUCUUGAGAUGGGUGCAGGUACCGGUGGAACCACACGCUGGCUACUGCCUCUCUUGGCCUCACUCAAAUUGCCGGUGGAGUAUACAUUUACCGACCUUGCUCCUUCCUUUGUUGCAGCAGCCCGGAAGAGAUUCGGCAAACAGUACCCUUUCAUGAAGUUCCGAACCCACGACAUUGAGAAGGUCCCAGCAGAUGAUUUGAUUGGCACACAGCACAUUGUCAUUGCGAGCAACGCGGUUCACGCAACUCACAGCUUGUGCCAAUCUGCCAGAAAUAUCCGCAAGGCUCUACGCCAUGACGGCUUCCUCAUGAUGGUCGAAAUGACAGGCACUCUUUAUUGGGUGGAUAUCAUUUUUGGCCUAUUUGAGGGUUGGUGGUACUUCGAUGACGGCCGGACACACGCUGUCACGCACGAAUCCCGAUGGGAGAAAGACCUCCAAGCUGCCGGGUAUGGACAUGUUGACUGGACAGACGGAGAACUGCCGGAAAAUAAGCUUGAGCGGCUGAUUGUGGCCUUUGCCUCGGGCGACAGGUAUGAACGACUUGAAACCCCGCGGUCGGUAAAGGUUCCACCGGCUGACCUAGUCGCGCGGCAAGAAAUUGUUGAGCGUUAUAUCCAUGACAUGACGAUCGGCUUUGGUAAUUCCAUUAAGGAUCGUUCAAUGCCGAUGCCGGGGCAGUUAUCCAGUCAUUCUACCAGUCGGUAUGUUGUUGUGACAGGUGCCACUGGGAGCUUAGGAUGCCAUCUCGUUGCAACUUUCGCGUCCCUGCCAGAUGUGACUCAAGUAAUUUGUCUCAAUCGGCGCAGUCGGCAAGAUCCCAGGUCACGACAGAACCAGGCUCUUCUCAAAAAAGGCAUCAUUCUUCCGAUUAAAGCUGCUGAAAAGCUUUGUGUGUUCGAGACCGAUAUGUCUAAAUCACAACUCGGUCUUUCAAGUGACGAUUAUGAAGUCCUCGUCCGAAAGGUGACACAUAUUGUUCACAAUGCAUGGCUUAUGAAUGCCAAGUGGCCAAUCAAGAAUUUUGAACCCCAAUUGCAGAUUAUGCGUAACCUUCUUGACUUUGCUCGGGAUAUCUCCAUUGUUCGACCUGAAAACACGAAAGUUACAUUCCAAUUUAUUUCUUCGAUCGCGACUGUGGGCCACUGGCCCAUUUGA